Molecule: messenger RNA, 2243 nt
Organism: Varroa destructor (honeybee mite)
Lineage: Eukaryota; Metazoa; Arthropoda; Arachnida; Mesostigmata; Varroidae
Product: sodium-dependent glucose transporter 1A-like
Biological process (GO): transmembrane transport
Molecular function (GO): D-glucose transmembrane transporter activity
Source: RefSeq, a predicted model, not a curated record
ACAGGUCGUAUUCCUUUGCCAUGCAGAAAUUCAGUGCCGAAGUGUUAGCUUGUGUUUAACUUCGACAAAGCCCGAACAUUCAUAGCAUGUCCAGAAAAUUGUUACACGAUCCGCGACCACUUCGAAUAGGAUUAAUGUUCCUCACACUUACAACUGUUUGACAAAACUCGGCCAAACACGAGGCACUUACACCUAUGCUUAACCGAGGGGACACGGAAUUGCCAAAGGGGCCUUUUACGACAUAUCGGUACAGCGCGUUCUGGACUACUGCUAGUACGUUGGGAGCCGUCUAACGUUUUUGUAGGAUUUAAUCGUACCUGCUUUAGUACAAACAUAGCAUUAUAUAUGUACCAGCGCAGGUCAAGUCGAACUCUAUAAGGUGAUGAAGAUAGACCGACGGUCGCUCGGGUGAUUCUCACUGUACCUCUUCGUAGCUACAAGGCUGUAUACGAUGAUUAUGUAAUACGUACCAUCAGUGCGUUUCAACGGUACGUUUGAAGAUGCAUCCCAAACAAACGUUCGUCACUAGCGAGGAAUGGGAUGGACCCAGCUGGCUGAAAUGGUUUCAGAUAGCGAAUAUCAAUCUCACCUGUGUCGCCCUGGGCCUAAUUGUCUCUAUGAUGGGCCCUAGCCUGAUAGAUUUGUCUGAGAUAUUUCACACGUCGAUCCAAAAGGCAUCUAACAUCGGUGUGGUAGCUGACGUUGGUGCUUUAAUUGGACCAGUUUUCGCUGAUCUGAUAUAUCGCCGGGUAAACGCUCAAAUUGUAUGCAUUAUCUGCGGAGCCUUGAUCGGUUUAGGCAACAUCUUAAUGCCUCUGGGAAGCCUAAUGUCUGCAUAUGCUAUCAGCUUCACUUGCGGAAUGCUUGGCGCUAUCAUGGAAAUUGGGGCGUACGUUUGGCUUGUCGCUCUAUGUCGAGGAUCUCGUCCGAUGUUGCAGCUGUACUCGUUAAUGUUCGGCGUUGGAGCACUUUUUGCACCGCUUUUGGCCAAACCAUUUCUCAGUAAAGAUAGAGAUUUAAUGGCCAAUCGAACUGAUGCGGACAUCGAGUGGAAGUCGGACUCACGUGUGAUGAUCCCGUUCGUGUUCGUUGGAAGCUUUGGUAUCAUGGUCGCGUUUUUUAUGACGCUAUCCUAUCUCAGAGACAAACGUGAUCUGAGACCUGAAGAGAAAUGCGGCGAGGAAAGAUCUCACUUCAGAAAUUGGUUGCUCAUUAGUCUGGCGGCAAUCUAUUUCUUUCUAAUCGUCCUAUUGGAAACUGCCUUCAGUCGAUUUCUUGUGAUUUUCGCGGUUCAGAUGAAUCACAUGCUUAAAGCCGACGCGGCGGUAUUGGUGUCGCUGUUUUGGGUCGGCUUUACCGCCGUACGAGUGAUCAUCAUUCCUAUUUCGGCAAAAUUUCGCUCGAUCUGGUUCGUUGCCAGUGGCCAACUCAUCUUCAGCGCAGCAUGCCUCAUACUUCUGCUGUUUUCGCAAGACAAUCGCAUGCUAUAUUUGGGUACAAUAAUGUUCGGCUGUGGUAUGGGGCCCCUUUACGGAGGCUCGCUAACGUGGCUGACCGAACAUAUAGAGUUGCGACACGUCUAUCUCAGUCUGAUUUUAAUUAUGACGUGCGGCGGGGCAAUGGUCGCGCCACCCAUUGUCAGUCCACGGAUUGAAACACAUCCAAGUGUUCUAACCACGACGAUCGCUGUAGGAAGUACAGGCAUGCUAUUUGUUCUCCUAGCCAUGGUGGUUGCGGCUCGGCUGACUGAGCACGCAUCCAUAGCGGCACCCAGGAACGAACGGAACAGGAGCGUUGUAUCACAACCUAAUGCUGAAAACCUCUCUCAGUUAAGAAUAGGCGUUGAUAACAUGGCUAUGCAGACAGAUAAUGAGAUACUAGAUAGUUAUUCGAAGAUAUAAAUAGUUAAUUUUGAUACGAUGUACUUCUUUUACAAUACAAGGACACAAUAUGGAUCGACGUCGAUGAGGACACCCAUCGUGCACACACCCCACAACAACACUUUCGAAAAACAGUGGAUAAACCGUUGAGUCAUUAAUGUGCGUAUUGUAAUUAAGUUCUUAUUUGACUUUGUAAUGCAUAAGGACACCUCUUUAAAAGCAGAUUUACAUCUAGCACAGCCCGGCGGGUUUAAUGGUCACGUUUGUAGGUGAAUGCUUUCCAAUAUAAACUAUCGCAGCCGGUUGUCCUGAGUAAGAUUUCUGUAAAAACAUAAUCGUCAAUAAAUCAAUCCUAGCAACGGU